AUGAGCUCUCGCUAUAAUUGGUUGAAUGAAGGAGUACCAUGUGCAGGUGAUCACAUUGUGUUUGAAGAAGAGAAAUUAACUGUAGCGGUCCUUGACAGAGAUAUAGAUGUUUCUCAGAUCGAAUUUUCAAAUACAGGAGUCAUGUAUUUUGAUGAUAAUGUGAUACUUGGUCGUGCAGAUUACCAACAAUGUCAACGUAAAAAAAGUGAAGAACAUGCCUUUUACGAGCCUGAUACCUACUUCGGUUCUUACUAUGAUCCGAAUAGUUGGAAAACAAGUUUAGACUCACCAUACUUGCAUAUGAAAUGGAUUCCUGGUCCUGAUGAUGAAGUUAUAUUCCAUGACAGCAACCUUCAAUUCUAUAUGGAAAAGCCUACACGGAUCGCCAAGCUCUGGUAUGCGAAUCGAGUACGUUCCUUUUCUCAUUUACAAAAUGAAAACAAAAAACAAAAUUCUUGA
Molecule: messenger RNA, 459 nt
Organism: Auanema sp. JU1783
Lineage: Eukaryota; Metazoa; Nematoda; Chromadorea; Rhabditida; Rhabditidae
Source: the annotation of a GenBank genome assembly